Messenger RNA from Drosophila willistoni, 1734 nucleotides. It is a transcript of the gene TwdlT, whose product is annotated as ATP-dependent RNA helicase glh-1. Bases 369 to 1187 code for a protein of 272 amino acids. The transcript is spliced from 2 exons. NCBI's taxonomy places the organism in Eukaryota, Metazoa, Arthropoda, Insecta, Diptera, Drosophilidae. The record is from RefSeq and is a predicted model, not a curated record.
UUGCCGUCUAGGCUUUUUGAGUGUGUGUGUGUGUGGGUAUGUGUGUGUUUUUGGCUUUAGCUGAAUUUCUGUAUAAAUUGAUGAUGCCGCUGCAUUGGUUCGUCAGUGAAGCAUUUGAUUUGGUCUAAUAAACAACAGUGAGAGCAAAGCAAUCCUAAAGGAUAUAUAUAUAAAACGUGAGGCAGCUUGAACUGUGGAAUCCAAAUCUGAGUCCCUAAUAUAUAACCAAAAUUUGUUUUGUUUCGUACCCACACACAGACCUAGGAUUACUGUGAUAGUGCAAAAGUGUGCAAGUGUUUCCCAGAUCGAUUCCCGAAAAUUCCGUUUAUUUGAUCAACGCGUCCUCAAAAACCCGUGACCAAGCAGCCAUGAAAGCCUUCAUCUUAAUGUCCUGUCUGGCCCUAGCUGCCGCUCGUCCUGAGGCCGGCUACAAUUAUAAUCGCCCAGGUGGUGGCGGCGGCUUCGGAGGUGGCUCCAGUGGAAUUGGUGGCGGCUUCGGAGGUGGACACGGCGGCGGCGGCGGCGGUGGUGGUGGCGGAAGCGGUGGAUUUGGCGGUGGCUUUAGCACCUCAAGCAGCUCAUCCAGCUUCGCCACUGGAGGUGGCGGCGGUGGUGGAUUCGGAGGCGGUUUCGGCGGUGGAUCCAGUGGUGGAUUCGGAGGCGGUGGCAGCAUCGGAGGUGGUUUCGGAGGCGGCGGUGGUGGUGGCACCACUCUAGUGCAAAAGCACAUCUAUGUGCAUGUCCCACCACCAGAGCAAGAGGAAAUCCGUCAGCGUCCCAACUUGCCAGUUGGUCAGUCUCAGAAGCAUUACAAGAUCAUCUUCAUUAAGGCUCCAUCGCCACCCUCGUACCAGGCUCCAGUUAUCCCUCUGCAGCCCCAGAACGAGGAAAAGACCCUGGUCUAUGUGUUGGUCAAGAAGCCCGAGGAUCAGCAAGAUAUUGUCAUUCCAACACCAGCUCCUACUCAGCCUUCGAAACCAGAGGUUUACUUCAUCAAAUACAAGACCCAAAAGGAAGCUGGAGGCAUUGGAGGAGGCAACAGUGGAUUCACCCAGACCAACACUGGCAACGGCUACUCGACUGGUGGUGGUGGUGAUGGUGGCUAUUCAACUGGCGGUGGUGAUAGCGGUUCUAUCUCGGCUCCAUCCAGCAACUACGGCCCACCUGGCAAGUCUGGCCCAUACUAAGGCGCUUCCUCAUCACCAUCAUCAGCAGAAACAUCAUCAACACCAUCAACAUUAACAACAUCUCAGCAUCAGCACCACCAGCAUCCACACUAGUUUCAACACCAACUUCAAAAUCGGCUUAAGCUGCUGACUAGUCCUGUCUCUCAUAAAUUACAUCACACAACAAACAAAAACAAACAAACACACAUCAACAACAAGAACAACAACUGAAUGAAUUCAUUAUUGGAUCCGUCCUCGGACUGGACGACUUACCCCCAACGUGACGAUCUUUUACCACACACAAGUGUUGACUCUUCUGACACUCUAAUCUACUCAACUUUACUCUCUGCCCAAAAAAUGGGUCCCAACUCGAAAACGAUUGGCCCACAACUUUUGUAUAUAUAUAAAUAAUUUUCAAUUUUUCACGCUUUCCUUUCUGUCCGUUUCUCAAACGUCCCAUUCUAUUCCAAAUCUCUCUCACAUACAUAUAUCCCCUAAAUCCUAAAAUCCCACAAUGUUGGAAAAGAAAGCCUUGAAAUAUCUAAAUAGCUAAAAGAAGUGACAAAUG